GACCGUCCGGUCUGAGUCAUUCUUACGUAGGUACUUACUUGUGCAUGUUGAGUGGAGUGUUGCAGAGUGGGUGUUGUCGAACGUGGUGUGGACUGUGUGAGGAGUGUGUCUCGCUGCUCCGUCUCGCGCCCAUUUUAUUCCUCGCUGGUCACACAAAAACAGGCGACCAUGGCAACUGGUGUGAUCCUGGCUCCGCCAACCACCAACCCGCUGUCCAGCCUGCCCGGCAGUAGCGCCAGCGCCAAGGGCGCACCGCCCUGCGUGCGCAGACAGUGCCGAUACAUGCGCAAGGUGCUGGUGAAUAUCAACGAUCUGCGGCGCAGCGGCCGCUUCUGCGACGUCGUCCUGGUGGCCGGAGGGGUGCGGCAUAAGGCGCACAAGGCCGUGCUAUCCGCCAGCAGCCGGUACUUUCAGGCCAUGUUCACCGGCGGCCUGGCCGAGCAGCAACAGGGUGUCGUGUGUAUUCGACGCGUGUCGGCAGACAUGCUGGCCACUCUGCUCGACUUCAUAUACACCGGCGAGGUCUCUGUGACGGAGCACAACGUUCAGGAGCUGAUACUGGCCGCCGACAUGCUGGAACUCAGUGACGUCGUGGAAAUCUGCUCGGCCUUUCUCAAACAGCAGCUGGAACCGAGCAACGCCAUCGGCAUCUACAGGUUCAGCGAGGGCCACAACCUGUGGUCGGUGGCCACGGCGGCGCGAGCCUUCAUCAACAGCCAGUUCGCGGCCUGCUCCUCAGAGGAGGAAUUUCUGGAGGUGCCACACGCGCUGCUUAUGGAACUGGUGCGCAGCGAGGCGCUGGAAAUUGACUCCGAGUACCAGGUGUUCGAGGCGGCGCUGCGCUGGGUGGCGCACAACAUCGAGGAGCGUCGACGGCACGUGUUCGAAAUUCUCUGCCACAUCCGACUGCCGCUCAUACCCAGCAAACGAAUCGAGGCCUGGAUCGACGACUGCUGCGACCCCAGUCUCAAAGUGGCGCUCAGGUCGAUGAAGCGGGACCUGGACGGCCAGACGGGCUGCCUGGUCAAACUGUGCGCCGAGCCGCGACACUCGGCCAAAAAGACCAUCUAUGUGAUCGGCGGGUCCAAGAAGGAGUUGGUCAGCUCGUGGACCCGCUCCGAGAACGCCCUCUGCUCCACCGAGUGCUUCGACACAUUCAACAAGGUAUGGAGGCGCGCCUCGCCGAUGCGUAUCGCGCGCAUCCUGCCCGGAGUGGCGGUACUGAACGGCCGGGUAUACGUGGUCGGAGGGGAGCAGGAGAGUCUCAUCAUGGCCAACGGAGAGAUCUACAACCCGCAGGAGGACCAGUGGUCGAGCAUGACCUCCAUGAUCUCUCCACGCGUCGAGUUCGGUCUGGCCGCCGUCGACGGAAAACUCUACGCCAUGGGCGGCUGGGUGGGCGUCGACAUUGGUGGCACGAUGGAGCUCUACGACCCGGAUCGAGACGAGUGGACGCUGGCGGCUAACCUGCCUGCUCCUCGCUUCAGUAUGGGCGUGGUGGCACACCAGGGACUUAUCUACCUAGUGGGCGGGUGCACGCACUCACAGCGGCACCUGCACGACCUCAUCUGUUACUCGCCAGCGACGAAGAAGUGGACGGAAUUGGCGCCGAUGGCGGUGGCCAGGUCGCAGAUGGGAGUGGCGGUGCUGGAUGAUUAUCUGUACGCAGUCGGUGGCAUUGAUCGGAAGAACGAGGUCCUUACUGUGGUGGAGAGAUACAGCUUUGAUGAGGACCGCUGGGAGGAGGUGAAGCCGAUGACCGUGCCCCGCACCUCCCCCUCGGUUGCCGCCGCCAACGGCCUUCUUUACGUCAUCGGCGGCGACCAGAACCGUCAGCUGAGUGACUUUUACCGCGCCGAGAUCACCGUCUCGGCCGUCGAGGUGUUCGAUCCCCUCUCGGGCGACUGGAGCGAGUCGACGCCUCUGCCCGAGUCGCGCAGUGAGGCCGGUGCUGUGGUCAUCUGACGCCCUCCGCCUGCCGAGCUCGUGGUCACGACGCUGCGGUGACGGCGGCGGGGCUGGAGUCGCGUCAGCUGAUGGGUGAGUGGCGUCAGUGGGGUGAUGUCGUCUACAGAGCUUGAUGAUGUCAUUGGGGUGACAUCGUCUGCUGAGGUAAAUGUCAAAUAAUGGGGUGACUUCCGAUCAGCGUGCUGGCAUCAGUGAAGCUACGUCAGCUGCUGAGCGAGCGGACGUCGGUGCUGGAUGUAGGAACCGUCAGAUAAUCCAUGACAAGUGCGACUGAUAAUAACGUUAGGCUAUAUGCAUCUCUUCGGAUGCAGCUUCAAUCACACCGAAAGGUUCCAAAGUGAGUGCGCUGGCAAGACGACUGUAGGAUCGCACAGCUAGAUGACAGGACGGCACUUACAGUGCAGCCGGGUAUUGGUGUUUUGCUACGCUAAUGCGGCUUAACCUGACCUAGCGUGGCGUGACAGUCGGAAAAAGAAUCUCUCGCAAGUGAGCCGUGUGGACUCGUGGAGCCCUGCUGCCUAACCUGUCGUGUGGUGCGUCGGUGUUGUGCAAUGUGCAGUGACCGUUUCUACUAAAGCAGCCCCCACUGCCUCGUGGAUGUCCGUUGCAGAAGAGCGCUGCGUCGUCUGUCGACCUAUUGAGGGUACGAUACUAGGCCCGCCGGUGUUGUUCUGUAAGUGAGGUGCGAGCUUGGUGGUAAGCCGUGCGUAUAUAAUCAGUCGUCUUGUAGUUUCUUUCAGUCGGUGGUGUCCUCAUCAGUGUACUGGUGGGGA
Amphibalanus amphitrite is the source of this 2741-nucleotide messenger RNA. Its product is annotated as actin-binding protein IPP-like. The transcript has 10 exons. Bases 169 to 1965 code for a protein of 598 amino acids. Lineage: Eukaryota; Metazoa; Arthropoda; Thecostraca; Balanomorpha; Balanidae. The record is from RefSeq and is a predicted model, not a curated record. Gene Ontology annotation, molecular function: protein binding.